Messenger RNA from Microsporum canis CBS 113480, 2439 nucleotides. RefSeq lists its product as hypothetical. NCBI's taxonomy places the organism in Eukaryota, Fungi, Ascomycota, Eurotiomycetes, Onygenales, Arthrodermataceae. The coding region runs from base 1 to 2439 and encodes 812 amino acids. The transcript has a single exon. Gene Ontology annotation, biological process: nuclear-transcribed mRNA catabolic process, nonsense-mediated decay. Gene Ontology annotation, cellular component: telomerase holoenzyme complex. The record is from RefSeq and is a predicted model, not a curated record. Gene Ontology annotation, molecular function: telomeric repeat DNA binding; protein binding; telomerase RNA binding.
AUGAUGGCCGCAUCUGUGAUUCAAAAUGGAGCCGGUCAUAUGAACGCAGAGGAAACGUUUGAACUAUGCAAGACGAAGCUGAUUUGCGCUUUGAAGGAGAAAGAACCAACAUUUGCUGAAGUUGAGCGUCUAUUAGCUGAAACUCGAGUUUCAGGACAGGUUUCUAUCUUCCAGAUCUUUGGAGAAGGAAUAAGGAGUCCGAGGAAUGGAGGAACUGCGGGAAGACUCGACGGAGUGGAUGCCUGCAAUCCGAUGAAUGCGCUGAAACUCGAAGGCGGUCUCUGGGAUGCGCAUUUGGAGAUUAAUGGUCGGUUCCGGAAAUGGCUAUCUAAUAUCCAGGAAGAUGAGAAAAAGGGCAAAAAACGGCCUGUUGAGAAGCGCAAACUUAUAAAUCGCUAUUCAAAGUUCAUCAAGUCGAGUCAGGAAUUUUACGAAGAAUACAUAUACCGUCUCCUAGAGGACUUUAAGGCCUAUCACAUCCCUGAAUUCGAAGAAGUUGCAAGGCGGAAAGGAUAUCUAUUUGAAAAGGAGGAACUCCCGAGCUCUACCGAAAUGUUGGAUGCCCAGCUAAAACGCGCAGUGCUCUCGUCGUGUCAUGCUACUCUUAUCAGACUUGGAGAUCUCGGACGUUACUAUCAGACCGAGCUGGUGGAUCAGUCAAAGAAGAAUUGGGAGCGUGCAACGAAAAAUUACCUGAUGGCCUCGUUGGUGAAUCCAAACUCCGGCAACCCAUUCAAUCAGUUUGCUGUUAUUGCACUUGCUGAAGAGGAGCACUUAGAUGCCGUGUACUACUUAUAUCGAGCGCUCUCAGCGCAAGAGCCUCAUCCUAACGCUCACAAAAACUUGACCAAGGAAUUCAAAAAGAUUCUAGCUUUGAAGAAAAAAGGGGAACAAUCAACCGCAAACGACCCUCAAACAAUUUUGGUCAACUCCUUCAUACACCUCCACGCCCAAUGCUACCAGGGAGAUUCUCCUGAACAUGAGGAACGUGAAAAUGAGAUUAUGCGCCAGGUUACGGUUGAUUUGAAAGAAAAUGUUCUUGAACAUCCCCUGUUGGAAAAAUGUGCUCUUAUCAAUAUCGCUUCUGAAAGCAACGCAAAGGAUGUAAAUGCCGAGGUGUUUCUACGAAGGCUGAACGUGAAGUUCUUCUUUACCCUUCUUCAAGUUUUCCUCGCUGAGCUUGAAUGCUCUGCAGACAAGGUGACUUCGGUUGCCUACUCGAUCCUUCCAGCCUUGCGUCACUAUAGUAGUUGGUUGCUCGUCAAUAGCCCGGUCUUGGUUUCCGCCCCUGAAACAAAAGAUAGCCCGUUAUGCAUACAGAUCAAAGAGCUCUGGAAGAGUUAUGCUAAUGCGCUGACCCUACUCACCUCCACCUUCGAUGUUGCCAACUUGCCUGAGGUUGAAUACCUCCUUGAAGAAGAUGAGAAUACCCUUGGGUUCAAACCUUUCGCAUAUGAGAGUACUAUGAGACGUUACGGGCCUCCUGGAGCAACGAAACCCAGGCGAUUGCAUACAGAAACUUCAACUUCCAACAACACGGAUAUGUUAUUUCGAAUUCGCGAAUUUGUGAUUGACGGUCUUGAUCUCGUAGUACAUGAAAAGAUUCCGAUAGUGAUGGUGGACAAGGAGGAUGCCAAAUUAUUCGUUUACAAAGAGGAGGGACUCCCACAAUUUUCAACCCCUCGCAACCUAGCCCAUAGACAUGGCCACACCCUUUCUUCCACCAGCAUUGACCGGGAUGAAAUACAACAGCCAGCCCCUUCUUCGGGUGCAUUGGAGGAUGGAGCGUCUAUAUCGGGUUCAGUGUCAAUGCAUCGAAUGGUCGAUAACCUGGUCGAGUCAGAACCAGCUGAAAGCUUAGCAGAUGUCGAUAAUAACCCAUCAUACUAUGCUUCGCUCGAUUCGACUCACCGGCGGAGCAUUGUCCGUCAAGGGUUUGAAGGCACCAUCUCGGGAACCCAAGGGCCAGCGCAUGUCCAGUCCUAUUCUCCGGGACCACCACUUCCAAGCAUAAUGAACACUGCAUUCGCACCUCAACCUGGCGAAGCUAUGUCUCCAACAAGCCGCCCAUCUACAGCCAUACCUUCAGCUUCUCCUCAGAUACUGCCAGCGGGUGGAAAUACUGUUUCCCCUUUCCUUGGCUCACUUGGUUCGUCUGCCUUUGCACACUCAAGCUCCUUUGUCCCCACUCCUGUGGAUGACUUCUCGAGUAGCUUAUCAUACAUGCAAACACCACGUCUCGGUAAUAUCACCAGCCAUAUUAAUGGAACAUCCUUCUUCGGCGUUCAACCGUCGGAGUACAGUACCAGCUACAGUCAGGCCCAACUUCCUCAGCUGUACACCUCAUCUCCAUACCUUGGAAGUAUGCAGUAUCCGGGAAGCCGCAACUAUGCCGGAGCCAUCGGCGAGCAAACACCACCUAAUGGGCAAGGAGGAUGA